GCAUGAAAUUCCGAUCUGAAUUGACGAAACCGCGACGAUUUGCGGUGUUUUUAUUGAUUUUUCAACAAGUUGCAGAUUUCGGAAUUUCAUCAAACUAGAUGACCAGUUGGUUGUGUACCGUUCUCAACUUGCUCUGGCUCUUAACUUCGAGAGUAUUUCAAACAACGUCCGUACACAUACCGUAACCUUCUGGAUUCGAGGUCCAUCCUGAAAUUAUGUGGUUGCGUGGAGAGUAGGCCUACUACAUCCGCCCAGAUCAGUGAUCUACUACAAAAAGAUUAGUGGUAAGUGAUGGUACUCUAAAUUGUAAUUGACUCUGCACUAGAAAUUAGAAUGCCGUUGAUUGAUGCAUAAGGCUUGUUUGAUAUCGAUGGAUUAGAAUUCCCCAGAAGACGUGUAGUAUAAGUUUUUAGUACAUCCUGGUCUUCUUGGCUUGCAUUGAAGCACAGACCUUGUCCCCCCCCCCGCGCCAUUUUGCAACCCGUUCUCGCUCCUAAUUUUUACAAUUCCAGGUAUGGUCUAGUACAUGAAAUGGACACGUCUUUGACUUCGUAUGAUGCUGACUGCCCUCCUCAGAAGAAAACGAGGUUUGAUUCUAAAGUUGGUUCGGGUGGCCAUAAACAAUAUUUUGGGCGGAAACGCAGGAAAUCCAAGGCAUCCAAGUCAAACGUUACGCCGUCUAUGUUCAAUGUUGGGGACUCUGUUCUGUUUAAAUUACAGGGGGAGAUUUAUGUAGGAACUGUGUUGUCACAAGUUAAUCCAAACCAGUACACCAUUCAGGAUGUUACUGGAAGUAUUCAUGCAGUAGUCAUUGAUGACCUCUAUGAAGGAUUACAGGUUUCGAGUAACGACCGAUUACCAACCGUUGGUGAAGUCGUCUUUGUUCGUUACAGUGAUAAAACGGGGGUUGUAAGACUGGGAAAGACUAUUUGCAUCCGAAAUGAUUCACUAUGGAUUACUUUUGACAACUCGGGACUUGAGUUUAAUGUUCCUUUCAACGAAGCAUUUAUUUUGAAUGAACAGUCUAAGCAACUGGGUGUGGGGAAUGUGGGCUUGGGAGAGAUGGGUGUGAAUGAGAAUGGAGGUACACGUGAGGCUAUACACCUCUUCACAUGUAUGCUGAAUAGAUUGACGGAGGAAACAAUUCACACUCAUUCUGAUUAUCGGGACCGGGCCAGUCAAAUUCGGGAGUUGUACGUUCAGGAUAUUCGUUCACGGGACAGUGCCAUUCUUGAACUAAAACAGCAGCACUUGGUUGACACUGUCACUAUUAACCAACUUGGUUGUGAGUGGUUUAAUCGUUGGAGUGCGUUGAGUCAAUCAACAAAAUCACUGCAGGAAAAGCUUGGCUCAACAAUCAAGGAGAGUGAAGGAUACUGUGCAGAAAUCCAGCGACUCCAAUGCCGGCUGUUUCUCCAGGAGAGUGUUUUUUCAAAAACUGUCCUCAGAUUAGAAGGUGAAAUUUCUGAAUUAAAAGAUAAUGUGGUUAGAUUAGAAACGGAGAGUAUGCUCAACAGUAUGGUCAGUGACAGUCGGGUGCACGAAGCUGAAGUUGAAGCUGCCAGGUUAGAAUCUGAUUUGUUUGAGAAGGAUAGGGAAAUAAGAGAUUUGAAGUGUAAAUUAGGGAAGUUAACUGGCAAAGAUAUGUUAGAAAGAGUUGGAAGGGAAGGAUGCGGAUUCAAAUGUCGGUGAUGAGGAGUACAAGUGUUAUCUGUGUCAAGGUGUGCGUACAAAGGACAAAUUAGUUGAUGUACACAAGGAGUCACUAAAAAUAUCCAAGGCAGAGCUACAAAGGGUAGAGAAAAAAUAUGCAAGUCUGCAUUCGAGGUUAUGCGGUUUUUGUAGAUGUGAAGAAGCAUCAAGGUCCCCUGGAACUUCAACUAAACAAUGUGCUUGAAAGAGAGUUACUUGUUUACAAACAAGCGUACCAUAGCAACGCGUUCAUUGGUAACCAUUGUCGAAAAAUCAUUGAAAGACCUCACGGCUUGGUCGGUGUCCUUUUGAGGCAUGGUUUCCCUGAGAUUCAUGACAGGUAUUUGGAAUUGUUCAAUCGUAUGGCCAUAAUUUAUCGGCUGAUUUCCAUCUCUCGCUUCCUCACUGAAGAGGAAAUUAGAACUCUGUCCAUUGAAUGCUGGAGUUAUGGUUCCUGGUUUCCAGUCAACUUUCCAUCAUGUUCCAUCACGGUGAAAUUUCACUUGCUCACAUAUCACAUUCCUGACUUUGCGUUCAAGUGGAAAACAGUUGGUUUGAUGGGUGAGCAGGGCGCUGAAAGUAUCCACAAGCUUGUCAAUCUUGACAAGAGAACCUAUGCCUGUGUGAGGGAUUCAGAACUUCAGAUGAAAUUGUUGUAUUCCAAUCAUGCUCUGCGUAUUACUGCCAAUCCAGACAAUAUGAAGAAGAGUGAACGAACGUGCAAGAAGGUCUUAGAAAGUGGUAAAGAAUGUCCUGGUCGGCUGAAAAAAUGUCCUGCUCAAAAUAAUGAAAGGAUGUGUCAGAGCUGUUUCAAGCAUUUGUUCAGUCAGUGAUUGUUUUCUUCAUGUUGGUUUCUGUUGAUAGUUCCCAUACGCAUGGAUGUUUUUCUCUAUACUUUACUAGCUCAGAUUCAGAACACAUUGAGUGAGCUUCUUUCAUGGUUUCUAGUUCUACAUGUCAAUGCAUAGUCAAAAUUACGGGUUCUGUCUUCCAUGGGGCGGACAGUAAACCUGUUUUUUGCUCCAAAUUUGGCACUUUCCUCCAUUUCUGUAAUAACCUGCUUAGUUCUGUCUGUGUCCCUCCUCUAGAACCAAAAUUCAGUUGUCAAGAGUUCCAAAGUUCGAAAAACAAUAUGCGAUUGAUACAGUCCAAGUCACAAAUAUCAUGCCUAAAAUCGCGUCAUUGGCACGUCACUGUUGCAUUAAUGAUGCGUUUUUUUGCAAGUCACUGAAGGUUGUUUCCAAUACUAGAAAGUUUUCAAUAUAAUAGGGUAAAAAUUACAGGUUCUGUCUUCCAUGGGGCGGACAGUAAACCUGUUUUUUGCUCCAAAUUUGGCACUUUCCUCCAUUUCUAGUUCUGUAAUAACCUGCUUAGUUCUGUCUGUGUCCCUCCUCUAGAACCAAAAUUCAGUUGUGAAGAGUUCCAAAGUUUGAAAAACAAUAUGCGAUUGAUACAGUCCAAGUCACAAAUGUCAUGCCUAAAAUCGCGUCAUUCAUUGGCACGUGACUGUUGCAUCAAUCAUGAUGCGCUACAAAGCGCGACGGUCGCAAAACUCACCCGAAUUUUGUGCGUACCUGACGCGGCGCGAGAGGGAUGACAUUUGUGACUUGGACUGUAGUUCUAGUGUACCGAUAGUAUAAGAUUAAGAAACGUGUACAGGUCAUUUUUUUUGCAAGGCACUGAUGGUUGUUUCUGAUACUAGAAAGUUGUCAAUGAAUAAAGGGUCAAAAUUACAUGUUCUGUCUUCCAUGCGGGCGGACAGUAAACUUGUUUUUUGGCUCCAAAUUUGGCAGUUUGUUGACAAUUAUUUUUGUCUCAUCUUAAUCUGUGAUUAUACACUGUAAAAAUGUACCAGCUAUGGCCGGUGGUAUACUUAAUAACUGGCAAGUUGUCAAUGCAGGGUAAAAAUUACAGGUUCUGUCUUCCAUGGGGCGGACAGUAAAGGUCUGUUUUUUUGCUCCAAAUGUGGCACUUUGCUCUAUUUCUGUAAUAACCUGCACAGUUCUGUCUGCUUCCCUCCUCUAAUUACCAAAAUUCAGUCGUCAAGCGUUCCAAAGUUCAAAGAAAUGUGCGAUUGAUACAGUCCAAGUUACAAAUGUCAUGCCUAAAAUCAUUGGCACGUCACUGUUUCAUGAAUGAUGCGCUUAAGAUUGCGCGCAAAGGUCGUACGUACAAUACGUUAAACAGAAAGGGAGUGUGUCACUGUGACAUCGCUGGUGCGUCAUUUGGCACAAAACUCGGCCGCAUGUCGUGCGUACCUGACGCGGCACGAAAAGGAUGAGAUUGACAUUUGUGACUUGGACUGUAGUUGUAGUGUACCGAUAGUAAGAUUAAGAAACAUGUACAGAUCGGUUGUUUGGCAAGGCACUGAUGGCUGUUUCUGAUACUGGCAAGUUGUCAAUACAGGGUCAAAAUUACACGUUCUGUCUUCCAUGGGGCGGACAGUAAACCUGUUUUUUUUGUUCCAAAUGUGGCACUUCGCUGCAUUUCUGUAAAAUGGCCUGCUUUAGUUCCGUCCGUGUUGAACCUUUAUAUGUAUUAGAACAGCAUUGGUACUGGUGGACUUGUGAACUUGUAUGAUUGUAUUUCAAGGGCUUUAGUAUUAUAAAUAUAUGUGAGUAUUAGCAUUCAA
This is a messenger RNA of Lineus longissimus, 4324 nucleotides long. RefSeq lists its product as uncharacterized. The transcript is spliced from 2 exons. The coding region runs from base 532 to 1692 and encodes 386 amino acids. The record is from RefSeq and is a predicted model, not a curated record. Lineage: Eukaryota; Metazoa; Nemertea; Pilidiophora; Heteronemertea; Lineidae.